Numida meleagris (helmeted guineafowl) is the source of this 3405-nucleotide messenger RNA. It is a transcript of the gene CCR6, whose product is annotated as C-C motif chemokine receptor 6. Gene Ontology annotation, molecular function: chemokine receptor activity. The record is from RefSeq and is a predicted model, not a curated record. The transcript has 4 exons. Gene Ontology annotation, biological process: G protein-coupled receptor signaling pathway; chemotaxis; positive regulation of dendritic cell chemotaxis. Gene Ontology annotation, cellular component: membrane. Lineage: Eukaryota; Metazoa; Chordata; Aves; Galliformes; Numididae. Bases 255 to 1349 code for a protein of 364 amino acids.
ACAGUGUGAAGGCGAAGCACAAACUGUCUGCAAGAAAGGCUGUCUGAGCUUUGUAACUGGGUCAGAAGAAAAUGUGCUAAGAAGUGUGCUUCUAUUGAGGCUGAUUGUAAAUGCGCUUGAGCCAGCCACAAAAGAAUGUAACAGAGUCGUACAGUAUCAUCUGAUCUACAGACCAUUUUCAAAUCUGAAAUCUUUGGAGAGCAUUUUAAAACUCUUCUCCACGUUUAUUUCCUUCUCAGAAGUGCACUAACAAAAUGAAUUCUACAGAUUCCGGUACCACAGAAUAUCCGUUUGAUGCAGACUACUCUUCUCUAAUUACAACACCCUGUUCCAAGUGGGAAGUCAGGAGCUUCACAAAAGUGUUUCUGCCAAUUGCAUAUUCGCUGAUUUGUAUCAUUGGCCUAGUUGGUAACAUCUUUGUAGUGAUGACCUUUGCGUUGUAUGAACGAACCAAGUCCAUGACGGAUGUGUACCUCUUCAACAUGGCCAUCGCGGACAUACUGUUUGUGCUGACUCUCCCGCUGUGGGCAGUGAAUUAUGCUGCUGACAAAUGGAUUUUUGGUAAUUUCAUUUGCAAAAUGGCCAGAGGUAUCUAUGCAAUCAACUUCAGCUGCGGCAUGCUGCUUUUGGCCUUUAUCAGUGUGGAUCGGUACAUUGCAAUUGUACAGGCAACAAAGUCAUUUAAACUCAGGGCAAGAACGCUCGCAUACAGUAAACUGAUUUGUUUGGCUGUGUGGGCAUCAGCUAUUUUAAUCUCCAGUUCCUCUUUUCUAUACAGUGAAAGUUAUAGCUUCUCCAUUAAUGAAACCAAGGAGAUUUGUGAUCACAAAUUCGACAAAACGUCUGACAGCACUGUGCUGAAAUCACUGCUGCUCUGUCUACAAGUGGGAUUUGGAUUUUUUAUACCUUUCAUAUUCAUGAUUUUUUGCUAUGCAUUCAUUGUCAAGUCCUUACAACAAGCCCAGAAUUCCAAAAGAAGCAAAGCAAUCAAUGUGAUUGUAUUAAUUGUAGCUGUUUUCCUAGUUUGCCAGGUACCCUAUAACACUGUUCUUCUCGUGGCAGUUGCAAAUAUGGGCAAGGCAGAGAAAUCUUGUGACUCUGAAAAGGUAAUGGCCUAUGCAAAAUAUACCACUGAGACCAUAGCAUUUCUACACUGUUGCUUGAACCCUGUACUCUAUGCAUUUAUUGGAGUGAAGUUUAGAAGUUAUUUUGUGAAGAUAAUGAAGGACCUUUGGUGCAUGAGGUACAAGAAAUACAAUAAACGUAGUUCAAGGACAAAUUCUGACAUUAAUCAUUCAAGACAGACAAGUGAAAUUCCGACUGACAAUGCAUCUUCUUUUACUAUAUAAUAUGAUUUUUACAACAUUAUUACUGAAGGACUCUGUUCACCAAGCAACCCAAACCAGUCUCACUGUGUCUGUAGUAGACAGUCUUUUGGAGCUUCUCUAUACCUCAAGGGGAGCUCCCAUGACUUACAAUUCCUUUCAGGAAAAUAAUUGAGAUGAAAGAAUAACACUGUCCCGUGGGAAACUGAAAUCUUAUUUACCUCUUUCGACAUUCAUCUUCUUCUAAAGUGCACUCUCUUAGAGUUAUCAGAAAAGUGAAGUUUACAGAGGAACUCUCCUUGUUUCUAAGAAAAAUAUUGUGUCUUGUCUGUCCUUUGUCACUGAAAUAUCUCAAAAGUACUAAGGAAAUGGAUCAGGCUAUGCCCAGGCUUACAUUUGUGCUGUUGCUAUUAAGUAUUUAUACCUGGAAGUCUUAUUUAAGUGUAGGUCUCCACUGUACUUUUGUGGUAGACAGGUCACUCUAUGAUAAUACUAACCUAAAUGGAUGGCAUUUUGAGCAAAGCAUGGCAAAUAAAGCUAACAGAGAAAUGAAGAAACAGGCUCCAGGAAUAGCUGGAGUAGCUGGGCUUAGAUGUCAGGUCUCGUAAAUCUUUGCCUGGUUCUAUACUCCACCUGCUCAUCAGGAAUUGCAGAAGCUUAUACCAAGGCUGAGACUGAUCAAAGCCAACUAAGGGUUCAAAGCUAUCAAAGAGAAUGUUAAAAAAAAAUCCAAAAACAAAACAAAUAAAAAAGAAGAAAACUACAAAAUAAAGAGAGAACACUCCUCCGAGCAGCGCUCAUGGCACCAAGCCUGACAGAGUUCAAGAAGUGUUUGCAUGAUGGUCUCAGAAGGACAGUUUCAUUUUUUUGGGGGGAUAGUCUUGCACAGAGCCAGGAGUUGGACUCAGUGAUCCUUGUGGAUCCCUUCCAACUUGGGAUAUUCUAUGAUUCUAUAAUUGAUAUAUGCGCAGAAAGGUUUUCUGACAUCUCAUUAGAUUAUCUUCUGACCUGACAAGAGACCUUUACUUGAGACAUUCUUCUCUUCAUUUGGCACUGGAUUCUGGUUUUGCACUCUUUCGAAGCUGAUCACCUUGUGAACAUUUCUUUGUGAUGUUGUUUCUUUGUGUUGUUGUACCUUUCUAGCUGAAAUUCACAGUCCACUUUUUAGAAGCCAGCAAACUGAACAGAAAUGCCUCUAUUUAAAUUCCAACUCUUUUUGAUGUAACUAGAUUGGUCAUAGAAAUUUUAUUUCUUUGUGUUUUGCUACAACUCACAAAAUUUCCACGGGAAGGGAUUUACUGGCACCAAAUAUGUACAUAUGACUUAAUUCAGCCAGAAUUUUUGACUGAGUUAGUCAGCAUUUGACUCGCUCUGAAGAUAGAUAGGGAUAUUUCUAAUAAAUGCAGAUAGUUUUAAGCAGCCAGGAUUUUCCAGUAGACCCUCAGUGAAAUUUCUGUUCAUUGAGAGAACUUCACCACCUUGUAACAAUACGUGGGGUGGCAAGGUAGACAAGAGAAGGAGCUGAUGCAUAUCAAAGAGCUGGAUGUAGGUAACAGUAAGAGCCCCACUGCUUCACGACUGCAGUGUGCUGAAGCUCCUACAAGUUUUCUGCGGUUCUUCUGCAAGGAGGGCAAACUGAUUUACUGUUACGUGGAAUAUUACACUCCUAUGGCAGGAGUAAAUUAAUGCAAUAUGCAGCUGGAUGUUUGCCUUGGAUUUUUUAUGCUCACGGAUGAGGAGACAGAGGAUUUUCAGUCAGUAGCCACAUCCUCCAGAGCAACACAAAGGGCCAAGAUCUAUAGUCCUGGAGCCAAAAGAGGCUUGAGGAAUGGUGUUUAUAUGGUAUGGCAUGAAAUGAGUAUUGCUUGUGCUGGCGUAAUCCAUCCUUGUUUACAGUGCACUGUGACGUUCUUAAAUGUCAAUGCCUGGUGUUAUAAAGAUGUGCCUACUUAUCAUCACUGAAUAAUGACUUAGGCAAGAAUAUGAUUCAAAAUUGUGUAAAUGCAUAUGUGUGCAUUUGCUGUAUAUAGCAUUGAUGAUUUUCUGCAUGAUAAUUCAACAAAUAAAAAAUGUAGAUGAA